AUGGCAACCCCUAUGUCGGAUAUCUCCGCAGAGCCCUCUACCAUCUCACUGGAGGGGGUGAACGAUGCGCGCCCCCAGGCGAGCAGAGUUGGGUCUUCUGCAUCCUAUGAUAGCACUGGGAGGCACCGACGACGAAACCCAAGAGCAAGGCGUCCGGUGAAGGAAACACUGGACGCCCGCUCCGAGUAUUACACGAGCCAAGACGACGGUACUGCGGAACAUCGCAUCAACCAAUACGUGAUCAAACAGGAGAUCGGACGUGGAUCGUUUGGGGCUGUCCAUCUGGCUGCAGAUCAGUUUGGCAAUGAAUACGCAGUCAAAGAAUUCUCCAAGUCUAGACUAAGGAAACGUGCGCAGUCGCAUCUGCUGCGAAGACCGCGAGGUCCGAUUCGACCAGGGACGGAGUUCAACUCGCCAUUACAUCGACAUCCUUCCGGUGACGAUAAGGAGCUCGGAGAGAAUCCUUUAUAUCUGAUCAAGGAGGAAAUUGCUAUCAUGAAGAAACUGCACCACAACAAUCUGGUGUCAUUGAUCGAAGUCUUGGACGAUCCGACAGAGGACUCGUUGUAUAUGGUGAUGGAAAUGUGCAAGAAGGGUGUCGUCAUGAAGGUCGGGCUGGAAGAGAGAGCAGACCCAUACGACGAUGAGCAAUGUCGAUGUUGGUUCCGUGAUCUGAUCUUGGGAAUCGAGUAUCUGCAUUCGCAGGGCAUUGUCCAUCGAGAUAUAAAACCAGACAACUGUCUGGUCACCAACGACGAUAUGCUGAAAGUGGUUGACUUUGGUGUAUCCGAGAUGUUUGAAAAAGAUUCAAACAUGUUCACUGGCAAGUCAGCUGGGUCACCAGCAUUUCUCCCACCAGAGCUGUGCGUGGUCAAACAUGGCGAUGUAUCCGGACGGGCGACGGAUAUCUGGUCGAUGGGAGUAACGCUAUAUUGUCUGCGAUAUGGAAAGCUGCCAUUUGAGAAGCAGAGCAUCUUCGAGCUGUAUGAUAGUAUCAGGGGAGAUCCCGUGGACUACGAAGAAGAAUCAGAUGAAGAAUUCAAAGAUCUGAUGCAACGGAUUCUCGAGAAAGAUCCAGAGAAGCGGAUCGACAUGUUUGGUUUACGAGAGCAUCCCUGGGUAACGAAGGAUGGGACGGAUCCUUUGCUGUCAUUUGAAGAGAACACAUCGCAGCCCAUCGAGCCACCGACAGAGGAGGAAAUGAACUCGGCUAUUACAACAAACAUGGGAAAUCUUAUGACCGUGGUGAAAGCGGUCAAAAGAUUCAAGCGACUAACAGAUCCGACCAAACCACAAUCCCCCAUUGAAAGUACGUUCGGUAAGAGCAUUCUAGGCGGCGAUCACGAUGCCUACUUUGUCGAGCCACCAAUGGAAAUGGACCCAGACGAACCCUUCCCGGCCGUGGGAGCGGCUCCACAAACACAUGAUGGCCAUGACUUCAGUGCAGGAGUACGCAAAUACUUCGGCCGGCGACCUUUUGCCGGACUCCGAGACGAUUCCGGAGGUUUCGGGUCUAGCGAUUCGGCCAGUUUUUCAUCCCGGCCGGAGUACAGCCCGAACAGCAGCAAAAGACCCAGCGGCGUGUUCGAGCCCGAGCGAAAAGACUCCGGCUCGAUCCGCAGUUGGGGAUCGGCUCAACCGGAUAUCGGUCACGAAGCCCUGCCCCACUCUCAAUCGGGAUCACCCCAUAUCCCUCUUUCGCGAGCAAGCUCGGGUAGAACUAAGCGCAGCUUAGAGGGGACGAGAGGGCAUGCCCGUGACCCACUUGAGGAGGAAUUUCCCUACCUCUUCAUUGGGCCAUCUACAUACACCGGCUCCUCGCAGCCGGAAGCGGUUGGUACGGAAAUUAGUGGCGAUCCGGGGUCCAUUCUCCAAACGUUGGAACAUUCAAUGGAUCAUUCUGACCAGAUGGAGGACGAUGAGCCGGUACAGUUCGUCAGUGAAUCGCCCGGCGCUGCCGAUUUCAAUAUCUACGAAACAGCAUACAGGAAGGAACUAGAUCGCAUAAAGCACAACCUGAAAGACCGCGACACCGGCCCGAAGGUGUACCUGACUCGCGUCAUUGAGAAAAACAGCGACGAAGUGGUGAAACUGGCCAAAGAGAAGGAGUUGGAUCUUCAAACUGGGAACGAAUUUACUCCUUUUUCUCUGCCGAGAACAUCCCUAGGCUUCGGGCAUGCCGUUAACGCGGUACGCUCGCAGAUGCUGCAGAAAAGACAGGCCGGGGAGUUGGAGGAGCAGGGUGGGGAGGGAAGUAAAGAUAGAGGUUCCUCGCAGAACCGCGAGCUUCACCCUCAUCCUCCGAAACGUCUGUCCGUCUCAUCCCAGGCUCUACUUAAGCCUGAGCCGUCUUCGCUCGAGGCGACAGGUGUGUCGUCUACUGAGGGGAAAGAUUCCAAGGCCCAGCUGCGGCGGAUUCUUGAUCGGGUUCGUGGGAAGUCUGAUGGUGCAGAGUGA
Messenger RNA from Penicillium roqueforti, 2457 nucleotides. RefSeq names its product serine/threonine-protein kinase. The record is from RefSeq and is a predicted model, not a curated record. Gene Ontology annotation, molecular function: ATP binding; protein serine/threonine kinase activity. Bases 1 to 2457 code for a protein of 818 amino acids. Gene Ontology annotation, cellular component: cytoplasm. The transcript is spliced from 6 exons. NCBI's taxonomy places the organism in Eukaryota, Fungi, Ascomycota, Eurotiomycetes, Eurotiales, Aspergillaceae. Gene Ontology annotation, biological process: protein phosphorylation; intracellular signal transduction.